ACAUUUCAUCUGCAAUUAUUUUGUUCUCUUUGACGUUUACUCCACGCUUAAACUGCGUGUUUUGCUCAUUUUUGUUUUUAAAGAAAUAUUUCGGGAAUUAGGGUUCGCUCGUGGCCAAAAAUUAAGAUAGAGCAACUAGGAAGCGUAUUUGAUGAUGAGCAAUAUUGAACUGAUUUUCAAGGAUUAUUACUGAUAAGUAAGCAGACGCCGAACGGGUUUUUUAUUAUCGCAUUAACAAUUUCAAGAAAGUUAAGAACUGAGUUUCGUUUAUUUAUCUACUUAUUUAUUGUGAAAUAAGCUGUUUAAAAGCUUCUGAAAAGUGCGAGGAUAUCAUUUUCAUAUUGCAAACUUUAUGUUGAGGCAUCCAAUGACUCAAGUUGAAGAUGACCAUUUCCUACUCUUUGGACGUUUCUAAGGCUCAAUUUGGAGGAUUCACAAAGCUCUUAGCAAGAUGGAAAGGCAGUAUAUACAAAAUACUAUGGAGAGAAUUCCUGGUAUUUUGCACAGCAUAUGCAGUCAUUAGUUGGAUGUACAGGUGUUGGCUGAACGAGUUCCAAAGAACUUUGUUCGAGAAAGUAGUGCUCUUUGUCGAGACGUUCACAGAUCUCAUUCCACUGUCGUUUGUCUUGGGCUUCUACGUAUCCCUUGUCAUAGGAAGAUGGUGGAGUCAGUACGAAGUCAUACCAUGGCCAGACAGGGCUGCUUUCAAGAUCUCAACAUAUGUCCACGGAUCAGACGAGCGCAGCAGGAUGAUCCGCCGGACACUGGGCAGAUAUCUCAUUCUCACCAAAUUGCUGACCUUCCAGAUGGUCAGUACGGCUGUAAAAAAACGAUUUCCAACCACUCAGCAUUUAGUUUCAGCAGGUAUGAUGACUAAAGAAGAAUGGUCCAUCUAUGAGAAACACGAAUUUUCAUAUGGAAAAUGGUGGCUGCCUUGUCACUGGUUUUGUGCCCUAGCUAUGAGGGCGAAAAAAGAAGGGAGAAUCAAAGAUUCCAUAUUGCUGGAUGGUUUGCUUCAGGAAGCUCUUGACUUCAGAACGGCGUGUGCAAUCAUGAUUGGUUAUGAUUGGAUUAGCGUUCCUCUGGUUUAUACACAGGUAGUAACGAUUGCUACUUAUGUAUAUGCAGCAGCCAUGGUCAUUGGAAGGCAAUACCUAGAUCCGCUUAAGGGUUAUCCAAGGAAUGACAUUGACCUGUAUGUGCCAUUCUUUACACUCCUACAAUUUUUUUUCUACAUUGGAUGGCUGAAAGUAGCUGAACAAAUACUAAAUCCUUAUGGAGAAGAUGAUGAUGAUUUUGAGUUAAACUGGUGCAUUGACAGAACUGUAAAUCUUGUUUACCAGUCUGUGGACCUAAUUCAGAUGAAACAUCCAAAAGUAUGUAGAGAUGCAUUUUGGGACAAAGUAGAGGUACAGCUGCCACAAACAAAACGAUCCGUUCGAAACAUGAACAUGCCAAUGGGAUCAGCUUUCUAUUUUCACGUUGAUGAAAACGUGAAAUAUCUACCAGUUGAUGAACUACUAGAGCAAGACAAAGAGGAAAAUAUAUAUGUGAGCAACUCAAUGAAAAAAACUACGACUUCUAGGCCAUCCCUCAUGAGAAGAGUUCUAAAUUCAGGAUUGGUUCAGAGCAUCCGAAGUAGACCUGGUCGUAAGAAAAAUACCAUGAAAAGCUUAUCUUAUCCUCAAGGUAAUAUUAAUGUAGCUUUUGAAGAAGAUACUGAAAUACUCAAACCAAUUAAAUAUGACAAUCGAACAAAUUUUGAAAGAUUGUCACGAAAAGUUAGCCCAACACUUAGUCAGGACUCAAAUGUUUCUUUUGAAACAAGAAACAUGAUCAAUAGGAAAAAUGUUCCUGAUAAAGAAGCAACAGCAAAUCAAUAUGAAAGCAGUGGAAUUUUAAAACCUUCAAAGAUACAUAGCCAAGUGACAACAAAUAAAGAAUGUACUUCGCUGGCAAAUAUUUCCAAUGAUAAUUCUGAAUCAACAGAUACUGUCUCGGAGAUAGAAAUGGAAACAAUGUCAUCGAUUCCAGAAGAAUACUCACGGUCUGCGUCAAUGAGCAAACUUGAAACUGAUGGUUACAAGUUUGAAAACAAGAAUGAUGUGCCAUAUAUACUUAAAGAAACUGCUAAAAUUGUGAAAGACUUUGCGGCUGGGGAGCCUGAAAUUUGUGAAUCUUCAAGUGCAUUAAAGAAAAAUCCAACUGCCGAAGAAGUGAAAAGCAAAGCAGAAGACAUUGCUAUUUCAAUUGAAACAGAAGAAAAGAAUACAAAAUAAAGUCCCUGGCUCCUUAAAUUAUUGAACUUUGAAGUGUGAAGAGAAACAAAUUGCAGUAAGUAAUGAAUGAAUACAACUGAAGUUUUCAGCAUAUGCAUUUUUUUACAGUUGAUUCUAUUUU
Uloborus diversus is the source of this 2400-nucleotide messenger RNA. RefSeq names its product bestrophin-2-like. Gene Ontology annotation, molecular function: chloride channel activity. Lineage: Eukaryota; Metazoa; Arthropoda; Arachnida; Araneae; Uloboridae. Bases 384 to 2279 code for a protein of 631 amino acids. The record is from RefSeq and is a predicted model, not a curated record. The transcript has 10 exons.